GAUGUUGGCUGAGGGUCCUGGCUGAACGAUUGAUGAUGUUGGCUGAGGGUCCUGCCUGAACGAUUGACGAUGAUGGCUGAGGGUCCUGCCUGAACGAUUGACGAUGAUGGCUGAGGGUCCUGCCUGAACGAUUGACGAUGUUGGCUGAGGGCCCUGGCUGAAGGAUUGACGAUGAUGGUGGCUGAGGGCCCUGGCUGAAGGAUUGACGAUUAUGUUGGCUGAGGGCCCUGGCUGAAGGAUUGACGAUGAUGUUGGCUGAGGGUCCUGGCUGAAGGAUUGACGAUGAUGUUGGCUGAGGGUCCUGGCUGAAGGAUUGACGAUGAUGUUGGCUGAGGGUCCUGGCUGAAGGAUUGACGACGAUGUUGGCUGAGGGUCCUGGCUGAAGGAUUGACGACGAUGUUGGCUGAGGGUCCUGGCUGAAGGAUUGACGACGAUGUUGGCUUAGGGUCCUGGCUGAAGGAUUGACGAUGAUGUUGGCUGAGGGUCUUGGCUGUGUAAUAAUGCUGAGCGUGCAUGCUGUUGGGUUUAGCCUAUACAGUGCUGAUAAUGUGGACUGUCCUGGCUCAGUUACACUCCAGUCUGUUAUUGUCUCCUGCUGGUCAGAACAACCUGUUUCCGGGGCUUCUGUCUUGCAAAGGAAACUGGUGUUAUUGGAAGUCUGGCUGUAGUAGCCUUGCGUUUUGAGUUGUGGCAUGACAUUCUCAAAUUUAUACCUGCAUGUUCUCUUUAAUUAGUGUGUGUCUUCCUUUUAUUAACAUCAUUCGUAUUUUAUGAAAUGACCACCUCGUUCACAAUCUGGCUUAAUCAUAUAUAUCAUAUAUAUCCAGCUUUCUAUUUCAUCUACCGACAACUGUGCCACAUCUCAGUGACAGACAGAAGGAGCUAUGGGACAUGGAGUCUGUCCCUCCCACUGCAGGGUGACACUCUGAAGGGAGCUAUGAAACACAGUCUGUCCUUCCCACUGCAGGGUGACACAGACAGAAGGAGCUAUGGGACACGGAGUCUGUCCCUCCCAUUGCAGGGUGACACUCUGAAGGGAGCUAUGGAACACAGUCUGUCCUUCCCACUGCAGGGUGACACAGACAGAAGGAGCUAUGGGACACGGAGUCUGUCCCUCCCACUGCAGGGUGACACAGACCGAAGGAGCUAUGGGACACGCAGUCUGUCCCUCCCACUGCAGGGUGACACAGACAGAAGGAGCUAUGGGACACUGAGUCUGUCCCUCCCACUGUGGGGUGUCAACGAUGGAAGAAAUCUGAGAUAUGGAGAUUACUCGGAAUACUGCAGGUUUUUUGUCAGUUUCUAAUGAGGAGUAUUCUUGGGCUGCUCUCCCAGAGAUAGGACCUGUUCAUACUAACUUGUGUAGGAUUGUCUCACUCGUUUUGUUUGGGAUACAUUUACCAGAAGUUGCUGUGGGUUUGGUGUGUCUAGUAAGUACUUUCUGGCUCCUGACACUUUCUCUCUAUUUUAGGGCAGCUCUGGCCUCUGCUCACCAAGGGCAGCCCUUGCCUGAGACCCUGAGUGUUCUCCAGAAUACCGCUCAGGUGCGGGGAAUGCACACCAUCAUCAGGUGAGGCCCUCGCUCUGGCAGGCUCUACUCUAUUGCAUCUGUAAUUGUUCUAACCACAUCUCCUUUGGGUUUUAUAGAAAUAAAGACACAAAUCGGGACGAGUUUAUAUUUUACUCCAAACGUCUCAUGCGCCUGCUGAUAGAACACGCACUUUCCUUCCUGCCUCUUCAGGUAAGUAGAAGCACCUUCCAGCUCCCACCGUGGAAGCCCCCUACUCCUUGCACUCGGAUGAUUUCCUGCUUUUUGUUUCUGUCACUCGUAACUAAUUAACAUGAAAUCCUAGCCUCGUUCACCAGCUUGUCAUUACCUCUUCUCCUCUUUCAGCCAGUGACUGUGGAGACUCCUCAGGGAACUUUAUACCAGGGCAAGAGAAUCCACAAACAGAGGGUGAGUACCCAUGAGGGGAACCAGUAGCAGUAGAUACAGUAACUGGAUAACUAAGAGGAGAGACACUAAUUGGGUUAAAAGGGGGAGUCGUAGUAAGUUCAAUGAGUGAGUUAGGAGGUGAUGGCAAUAGAUACAGUAAGUGACAAGAUAGCAGUAGGUAAGUGAUAGAGGGAGGGGAGAAGAUGGCAGUAGAUACAGUAAGUCAUGGAGGGAGAGGGUAAGAUGGCAGUAGGUACAGUAAGUGCAGGGUGGGGAGAAGAUGGCAGUAGGUACAGUAAGUGAUGGAGGGAGAGGGGAAGAUGACAGUAGGUACAGUAAGUGGAGGGUGGGGAGAAGAUGGCAGUAGGUACAGUAAGUGAAAGAGGGAGGGAAGAUGAUGGCAGUAGGUACAGUAAGUGGAGGGAGGGGAGAAGAUGGCAGUAGAUACAGUAAGUGAUGGAGGGAGAGGGGAAGAUGGCAGUAGGUACAGUAAGUGGAGGGAGGGGAGAAGAUGGCAGUAGAUACAGUAAGUGAUAGAGGGUGGGCAGAAGAUGGCAGUAGAUACAGUAAGUGAUGGAGGGUGGGGAGAAGAUGGCAGUAGGUACAGUAAGUGCUGUGGGUGGGGAGAAGAAAGCAGAGUAAUUGGGUGGUAGAUACAGUAAAGUGUCUUGGCUGCUGAGCUUGCACUCUAUGUAUUAUAACUUAAUGUAAUUAUUACCCCUGUACAUAGAUAACAGGGGUGUCUAUUCUCCGUGCUGGGGAGACCAUGGAGCAAGCUCUCACUGCAGUCUGUAAGGACAUCCGACUUGGAAAGAUUCUAAUACAGACAAACCAUAACACUGGAGAGCCUGAGGUGAGAUCCCAGCCCUCUCUUCUUCUUCUAACAUCAGAACAAGUGUGCAUUUUUUUCUUCUAUCUGUACAAUGCAGAAACCACACUGGGAAUAAUCCCGCAUAUAUAGGCACUGUGUUAUCAUCUAGUGAUUUAAG
Messenger RNA from Pelobates cultripes (western spadefoot toad), 2925 nucleotides. The record is from the annotation of a GenBank genome assembly. NCBI's taxonomy places the organism in Eukaryota, Metazoa, Chordata, Amphibia, Anura, Pelobatidae.